AUGACAACCCCCAAAGAAACCCCCUCCAAAAUAACAGCCCUAAUGAAAUCCAACCUCCUCUCCGUCUUCAACGAACGCGACCCCCUCGCCCGCCGCGCCGCCAUCGAAGCAACCUACACCACCGGCCUUACAUUCCACGAUCCAGACGCCACGACCUACGGCCACGACGCCGUCGACAAGCUCAGCGGAGGCUUACUCGACAAGAAUCCAGGUUGGGUGUUUAAGCCUGAUGGACCUGUGUUUGUGAGUUAUAAUGUGGGGAUGUUGAAGUGGGUGUUUGGGCCUGAGGGAGGGGAGCCGUUGGUUAAGGGGUGUGAUAUUGCGGAGGUUGAGGGGGGACUGAUUAAGGUGUUGCAUGUUAUGAUUGAGGGGCCGUCGAGUUUUGAGGUUGUGUAG
Messenger RNA from Glarea lozoyensis ATCC 20868, 396 nucleotides. Its product is annotated as NTF2-like protein. The transcript has a single exon. The record is from RefSeq and is a predicted model, not a curated record. The coding region runs from base 1 to 396 and encodes 131 amino acids. Lineage: Eukaryota; Fungi; Ascomycota; Leotiomycetes; Helotiales; Helotiaceae.